GUAGUAAGCACGUGUUAUUGUUUUGUUGAUUCACGGAAUUGAACUUUAGAAGUUAAUUUUGUUUUCGAAACUAAAUACUUUCCUGAUGACGGUCGUAGUAUAUUGCUUUAAAUAAGUCAUAACAUUGCAAGGUGCAUUCUAAAAUGGGUAAAAAAAGAAAAUUGGUUUCUAAAGAUGAUGAUUUUGAAUUUGAUCCGAUUCCUAAACAUUUGGUUACUUCACACAUAAAAAAGCAGGAAAAACGUCUUAUAGUUAUCCUGGAAAACGCACAACUGGAAAGCGUGAAAAAUGGAAAUAGCUUUGAGCUAUUAAACUGUGAUGACCAUGGUCACAUUUUAAGAAAAAACGAUCGUGAUCCUGGUUCUUGUCGCCCAGAUAUUACGCAUCAGUCUCUCCUCAUGUUGAUGGACUCCCCGUUGAACAGAGCUGGCUUACUGCAGGUCUAUAUUCAUACAGAAAAAAAUGUUUUAAUCGAAAUUAAUCCACAAACAAGAAUACCUAGAACAUUCAAGCGUUUUGCUGGAUUAAUGGUUCAACUUCUACACAAGUUUGCAAUUAGAGCAUCAGAUGGGCCAAUGAAACUUUUGAAAGUUAUUAAAAAUCCUGUCACGUCACAUCUACCAGUUGGAGUCAAGAAAAUUACUAUGUCUUUUAGUUCUAAAAUAGUUCAGAAUUGCAGAGAUCUGGUCCCAAAAGACGAACCCAUUGUGAUGGUCAUAGGUGCAAUGGCUCAUGGUAAAGUUGAAGUAGACUACUCUGAAGAUGUCAUAUCUAUCAGCAAUUAUCCUUUAUCAGCAGCAUUGACUUGUGCUAAACUUUGUUCAGCAUUUGAAGAAGUUUGGGGAGUAGCAUAAGUGUUAAAUUUAAUUGUAAAAUAAACCAUCUUUCCC
Molecule: messenger RNA, 890 nt
Organism: Bombyx mandarina (wild silkworm)
Lineage: Eukaryota; Metazoa; Arthropoda; Insecta; Lepidoptera; Bombycidae
Gene: Nep1
Product: Nep1 protein
Biological process (GO): rRNA base methylation
Cellular component (GO): nucleus; small-subunit processome
Molecular function (GO): rRNA (pseudouridine) methyltransferase activity; rRNA binding
Source: RefSeq, a predicted model, not a curated record